Cephus cinctus (wheat stem sawfly) is the source of this 3015-nucleotide messenger RNA. RefSeq names its product dihydrolipoyllysine-residue acetyltransferase component 1 of pyruvate dehydrogenase complex, mitochondrial. The record is from RefSeq and is a predicted model, not a curated record. The transcript has 11 exons. Lineage: Eukaryota; Metazoa; Arthropoda; Insecta; Hymenoptera; Cephidae. Gene Ontology annotation, cellular component: pyruvate dehydrogenase complex; mitochondrion. Gene Ontology annotation, molecular function: acyltransferase activity. The coding region runs from base 137 to 2047 and encodes 636 amino acids. Gene Ontology annotation, biological process: pyruvate decarboxylation to acetyl-CoA.
CGAACUAAUGUCAAAUAUAUAACUGAGUAAAUCAUUUGCCUAUACAGGAAACACUCUACCAGCCUCACUGACGAGGCAUUUGUGAAUACUGAUUUAUAAUGAAUGAAACUACAUUAUUUUUUUAUCUGGAAAUUUCAUGCGUUCGUUGCGUGUGGUUUGCUCUUCUAGGGAAAUUGACCUUGCCGCAGAGGACAUAAGAGGGGUCACUUGUGUCUUCCACUCGUCACGGUUUUCGCCAUCCUCGAAAAUGGCGCAAAUGGUGAGGUGCAGAGUCGGCCUAUUUUCUAUUAAAUUCGCGAAUCAGACUGUGUCGCGCCUUUUUGUACCUGUAAAAUAUCAACGAUCAUGGUUCCAUACCAGCUGGAUUCUCGACGUCAAAGGCAAGGAACUGCUCAUGCCUUCUUUAUCCCCUACGAUGGAGUCGGGUACUAUUGUAAAAUGGCUCAAAAAGGAAGGUGACAAUAUACAAGCUGGUGAUGCUGUGGCUGACAUACAAACGGAUAAGGCUGUUGUUACAAUGGAAAUGGAUGAUGAAGGCAUAUUAGCAAAAAUCAUUGUUACGGAGGGAACCAAAGAUAUCAAAGUUGGUACUUUGAUUGCACUUACUGUUGAAGAGGGCCAGGACUGGAAAUCAGUUGAGUUACCUAGUGAUGCAGCCACUUUAGUGUCAUCUGCUUCUGGUACAACUGAAGCUGCACCGUCAUCAACACCUGCUAUAUCGUCUGAACCUCCACCACCAGGACAACAAAAUAUUGCGAUGCCUGCCCUAUCACCGACGAUGACGUCAGGUACUAUUGUAAAAUGGCUGAAAAAAGAAGGAGAUGAAAUUGAACCUGGAGACGCUCUAGCGGAUAUUCAGACUGAUAAAGCUGUAAUGUCUUUUGAAUUGGAUGAAGAGGCCAUUCUUGCAAAGAUUCUUAUUCCUGAAGGUUCCCAAGUGGAGGUUGGGCAACUUAUUGCUAUAACUAUGGAGAAAGGAUCGGAUUGGAAAACAGCUGUAGUUCCUGCAGUAACUAAGGCUGUCACAGCACCAACAUCUGAACCUACCGUUUCGAAGCCAUCUCCCUCAACAACUGCAGCACCAGCAGGUCCACAGCCUCCACCAAGUGGACAAGUGUAUGGAUUAGCUGUAAAGCGAUUAUUAGAAGAAUAUGGUCUGAGUUCAGGAUCUAUAAAGGGAACAGGCAGGCCAAAUCGUCUUCUGAAAAGCGACGUGCUAGCUCACAUUGAAGCAAAUCAUUUACAAAAAGUCACUCAAAUAAUUGUUCCUGUACUCGAAGAAUCUAAAAAGACUCCUGGAACUGGUUCUACUAGUUCUCCCAUAAUAAAACCAGCUGGAAAGGGUUCACCUUAUAUAGAUAUCGAAGUAUCGAAUAUUCGUGCUGUGAUCGCCAAAAGAUUAGGAGAAUCCAAGGCCAACAUACCGCACUCUUAUGCCACCGUGGAUGUACAAAUAGACAAACUCAAUGAAUUACGCAGUAAACUCAAAACGGAUAACGUGAACGUAUCUGUAAAUGAUUUAAUAACAAAAGCUGUAGCUCACGCGUUACUCGAGUGUCCUGAUGUCAAUAGCUUAUAUCAAAAUGGCCAGGUAAUACGAGCACAGAAGGUCGAUAUUUCUGUAGCAGUAUCCACGCCAACAGGACUUAUCACUCCAAUAGUCUUUGAUACGCCAUCUAAGAGCUUAGCUGAUAUUGCCAGCAACAUUAGAGAUCUGGCAGGGCGAGCUCGCGAAGGAAAAUUAAAGCCCCAGGAAUUUCAGGGUGGAUCCUUCACAAUUUCCAACUUAGGAAUGUUUGGAAUCAAAGAAUUUUCUGCGAUAAUCAAUCCGCCGCAAACAGCCAUUCUAGCCGUUGGAGGUGGGCGAGUAGAAUUAGGCCCUUCCCUGACCAAGUCCACCAGAAUGACUGCCACGCUAUCCUACGAUGCACGUGCUAUUGACGAAGACCAAGCAGCUGAAUUCCUGACAGUGUUGCGUUCCAUUCUGGAGAAUCCCGUUGCCCUGGCUGUAGCUAAAUCCCGAGCCCUUAGGCAUCGACGAGAAUAAUUCCACUGAAAUAACUUCACAAUUUGGAGGUUUCAAGAACUUUCCUCAUACUGCCGACUAAUUUCGACGAAUUGUACAAAAUAAAGAAAAUAUUUAUUCGAGGCUUCGCCUGGUUCUGCGCUGUGCAUGCGUAUAAGUUAUCUCUUUUGUGAUAUCCCACUUGUUAGUCAUACAUCUGUUAAUUAGAUUAUGUCCAUAUUAUCGAUAGUAUCCCAAUGAUCAUCCCGUUCUAGCCUGUUUAUCCGUACCAAAUAGUUUUUCUUUUUCAUACGUCUUAAUUCCCAAACGCUAUUGUCUUCGUUCUUGGCGCACGACUCUUAAUGUUAACUGGUGACUGCAGUAUCAACAGAUAAAAGCAAUAUAUAUUGAGUUUCAAAUGCCAAUAUAUUUUGGUACUGCAUUGGGAUAUCCGACCUUUGAAAAAAAAAAAAAACAUUUACCUUUCCUUCUUACGUAGCUAAUUAUCUAUAAGAAAUAUAGUUAAUUGUUUGUAGAAAUUAUAAUUAUAGAUUUAUUGCAUAGCUGUCUUUAUUCUAGAAAGCAAAUGAAUAAGUCACUUUUGAUUCAUCCAUUUCCGUUGAAUAUUCCUCGACUUCAGGUAUCAUUGUCAUUGUUAUUAUCAUUAUUUUUAAGGUAAACUUAAAGAAGUUGGUGCAUACCUUGGUGUCUUUGACACCUUUUCAUCCGUAUAAGUACUUUUCAAUAGUUCAUAUUCCGGCAACAUACGCACAAUUGUGUUUAUUCAACAAUUUGCAUCGCUUCGAAAGCAGCUAUGUCUAUAUACACACGCGCGUUCGCACACGAGGACUUUCAUACGGGUGUUAGUAGUAUGUACAACGUGAGAAAGUGACUAUACAAAGACCCGAGAUGUUUAUUGUUAAUGUCGAAUGGAUGAUAAUAAUAGUUGGAAUAAUUAGAAAAUGCAUGGGACGAUAUUUUAAAUAAAAAAUAUUUAUUGCCAAUAAUAA